This is a messenger RNA of Trifolium pratense (red clover), 1253 nucleotides long. Its product is annotated as protein translocase subunit SecA. The transcript has 5 exons. The record is from RefSeq and is a predicted model, not a curated record. NCBI's taxonomy places the organism in Eukaryota, Viridiplantae, Streptophyta, Magnoliopsida, Fabales, Fabaceae. Bases 132 to 788 code for a protein of 218 amino acids.
UUUGGACAAUGAGCGUGCGUGUAAACGACGUCGUUUCAGCAGCGUUCUGAAUUUCGAGGGAAGCCAAUUUCACUAGUUCGUCAUAUGAUCUGAGUUUCCACUUUUACCAGUCUCUCACAGGAACAAUUUCAAUGGCCGCACUUCGUAUCUUAAACAGGAUUAGGAACUGUAAUCAUAAUUUAUUAAACAAAAACUACGAUAACCAUUACCGUUCAAUUUCCACUACACUGCACCUUCAAAGUUCAUGGAUAAACAAGGUCAAAAACGUCUUCACAGGCCAAAAAUCCGACGGCGGACAAGUAGACGCAUCUCAAUUCACCUCCGAAUCAUUCACCUUACUCCAUUUUGCUGAUGAAAUGAAGAAAGCAAGAAAAAUUGGUACGUUUAAAGAUUACAUGGUUGGAAGAAGCAGUGAAGUUACUUUUACUACUGCAUUUGAGAAAUACGAAGCUAUUAUUCGAUAUCUCGCUGCUUUCGAUUACACCGGAGAGAAUCUGAAGACCAGUCAAAAACAAGAAGCUGCGAAACAUUGUAAUUGCACGAUUGCUGAUGUGGAGAAUGCACUUGCAAAGUUUACUUGGGCUAAAGAAGCACAGAAGAAGAUUCUUGAGUUAAACAAAGAAGGAAAACCCAUGCCAAAAAGCAUUGCUGAACUCCAAAAGCUGGUCGGUACAAAUCCAUUGGAUCUUGCAAGGUCUAAUUUGGCUCAAAGUGGACAAGUUAGCAGGAAUGCCCCCUGUCCAUGUGGUUCAAAGAAGAGAUAUAAAAGGUGCUGUGGAAAGGAUUGAAAGAAUUCAGAAGCUAAGUAUUAGACUUCAAGGAAGCCUUGUCUAUUAGAGGUGCACACAUAUGGUUGAAUGGAUCAACACUCGUACUGUUUUAUUUGGUUCGGAUGAAGCUGCCCAAUGCACUAGACUGCAGACAUGCUCAAACUAAGCUGAUGUUAGGAUGGGAUAUUUUGCCAAAUAGUUGCUCUAGUUUGUUAGUCUUUACAAUUUUUGAGGUGUAUUUGGGCAGAAGUAAUCGCAAUAUUUUUGUUUAGUUCAGGAGUAGUUUUUUUUUUUUUUUUGACAAUUUAGUUCAAGAGUAAUUAGUUAGCUCUAUUCUUUCCCUUCUGCCUUAAUAGGCAAGAGAAUAAGAACAAAAUUGUUGAAGCAUAAUUUAAUGUUGAUGCUCUGUCCUCUCAUUUUGGUCUUUUGUUGAUCCAAUGUGUAAACUAGUUUUGAAAAUUAACAUAUUUCAAUUCCAACUCA